AUGAACCCUUCCGACAAGCAACUAAACAGAUCCUCCUCAAAAUACACCUUGGAUGAAAACGACGAUAGCAACAUCAAUCAACUAAUCUUCACUGAAAACGACAACUCUACAAUCAACUCCCAGAAUACAAACAACAAAUUCAUCUCAACACACAAGAAAAACGAAAAAAGUCUAUCAAACUUCAUGGAAUCACUAAACUCUUCUUCUCCCAUAAAAGAUGAUCAUAUUUCCAGCCAUUUCCCUUCUUUCUCGAACAAUCAACCCAAUCAAUCCAAUCAAAAUGACAAUAUAUAUAUUAAUAACGAAAAUUCUGAUUCAGACGUCGAUGAUUUUGCCAAAUUAAUCAACUCUCAGUUAAUCCCCAAUCAAAGCAAUCAUCCCUCUACUUUAAAUUCAAAUCCAAAUAAAAUCAUAGAUAAUCCUACUAAUAACAAUAAUCUAUUCAAUGAUAAUGACGAUGGUUUUUUUAAUCAAAUUCAUAAAUCUCAUGCUAAUAGUUCUGAAUUUGUUAAUAACAUCCAAAAUCAUAUCCAAAAUGAUACCCAAAAUCAUAUUGAAAGUCAUAUCAAAAAUCAAGAUAAUCUAAUUAAUUUAAAUGAUCAAAAUGAUCAAAAUAACUUAGUUAAUCAAAAUGAUAUCUUCUCCACUAAUAAUGAAGAAGAUUUUUUUAGUACUAUUCAUGGAACUGAAUCACAAUUUGAAACAAGUCAAAAUAAUCAUAAUAAUAACGAUAAUGAUAUCGAUUUUUUUAAUAAAAUUCAUCAGAAUGAAUUUCAAAAUCAAAAUAACACUAAUGAAAUGAAUGAAAAUAAAGCUACUGAAAAUAAUGAAAAUAAAAUUAAUAAAAGUAAAAUUAGCGAAAAUAUGGCUAAGAUCUUCAACGACCAUGAUUCAAGUGAUGACAGCGACGAUGAUGAUAAUACUAAUGCUAACAUCCAAAAUCAACCAUCAAGCAAUAUCAAUUCCACUACAAGUAAUAUCAAUUCUACUACCCAUCUAAAUCACUAG
Messenger RNA from Ascoidea rubescens DSM 1968, 1008 nucleotides. RefSeq lists its product as uncharacterized. The record is from RefSeq and is a predicted model, not a curated record. The transcript has 2 exons. NCBI's taxonomy places the organism in Eukaryota, Fungi, Ascomycota, Saccharomycetes, Ascoideales, Ascoideaceae. The coding region runs from base 1 to 1008 and encodes 335 amino acids.